CCUCAUCCUUUGUUUUUUAAGAGGAUCAAUGACAUCAGGAUGGCAUCAGGGUACAGUGUGUUCAACUGUAGCUGAUCAGUCCAGUACAGGCUCAGAAGGCUUUACCACAAGUUGGACACAAGCAGUCCAUUAGAACAUUUGGGUUGGAGGUGUCUCUGGAUUUAUGCAGCUCACAUUUCCUUUGCUCUACUGUGAUUCGGCUUUGUUCAUAGAGUACAGCGGCGUCUUUGAUGCGGACAUGCCAUGAUGGAUAGUCUUGUGCCAGCAUCUCCUAUGUCUUACAAUUAGUACUGAAGUUCUUCAGAGAGACCUUGAGAGUGUCCUUGUACCACUUCUUCUGACCACUGUAUGAGAGCUUGCCUUGUGCAAGUUCUCUGUACAAUAGUCUUUUACAUAAGCAUGCAUUUGGCCUUCAGGCUUCAUGACCAACCCAUCGGAGUUGUGGUCUCUGAAGUAGAGUUUGAAAGCUUGGCAUUUCAGCUCAAGAGGGGACCUCAGUGUCCAGUGCCCUUAUCUUAUCAGGUUAUCUUCAGAAUCUUCUAAUUCAAUUCAAGUGGAAGUUCACUUUGCUGGCACCUUGUUCAUGGACUAUCCAGGUUUCACAGGCAUACAACAGUGAAGUUGGCAUAAUGGCUCUGUAGACCUUCAGUUUGAUAUGUAGCCUAUUACCUUUUCUGUUCUACAUUUUCCUUUGGAGCCUCCCAAGCAGUGAGCUACCUCUGGCAGUGUGUGCAUCAACCUCAUCAUCUAUGUGGACAUCCCUAGAAAGUAUAUUGCCAAGGAUCAACACCAGAAUUACGUGAGAGAAAAAAGUCAAGCAGUCUUGAAAAUGAGCAAACAGCUCUACAAACUCUGCCAGAGAAAACCAGAGAUAUUCCACCUAUGAGGAGGUCUCCCAAAUAUGUAUUAUUUCAGCGUUUUGCAAAGCUUUUCUUGGGCUGUCUUGCAGCGGUUACUAGUGGUAUGACAUAUGCACUAUAUUUGUCAACAUAUCAUGAACGGAGAUUCUGGUUUUCCAGCAGACAGGAGCUUGAACGGGAAAUCACAUUUCAGGGUGACAGUGCCAUUUAUUACUCCUUUUAUAAAGAAAUGUUAAAGGCUCCUUCAUUUGAAAGAGGUGUUUAUGAGCUUACACACAACAACAAAACUGUAUCACUGAAGACUAUAAACGCAGUGCAACAAAUGACUUUGUAUCCAGAACUGAUUGCCAGCGUACUAUAUCAAGCAACUGGUAGUGAAGAGGUUAUCGAGCCAGUAUAUUUCUACAUUGGUAUAGUUUUUGGAUUGCAGGGAAUUUAUGUGACUGCAUUGUUUGUUACAAGCUGGGUUAUGAGUGGAACUUGGCUAGCAGGAAUGCUUACUGUUGCAUGGUUCAUUAUUAAUAGGGUAGAUACAACAAGAAUCGAAUAUUCCAUUCCUUUAAGAGAAAACUGGGCACUACCAUAUUUUGCAUGUCAAGUUGCUGCUCUUACAGGCUAUUUGAAAAACAACAUAAAUACUUCUGUAGAGAGAUUUUGCUACUUGUUGGUGAGUGCGUCAACGUAUACUUUCAUGAUGAUGUGGGAAUACAGCCACUAUCUCCUGUUUCUUCAAGCAAUCUCCUUAUUCCUCCUAGACUCCUUUUCCCUCAUGCAAGCAGAUAAGGUUCAUGAAGUGUACAGAAUCUAUUUGUUGUCCCUCUUCCUGGGAUAUUUAUUACAGUUUGAAAAUCCAGCUUUAUUGGUAUCUCCUUUAUUAAGCUUAGUAGCUUCCUUAAUGCUUGCUAAAUGCCUACAGCUGAAUGUGAAAAAAGGAACUCGUAUAGCCAGAAUGAUGAAAGUGAUGUAUUUUUAUUUGAUAUUUACACUAACAGUGAUGCUGAAUGUCGUAAUGAAGACAUUUGUUCCACACAAAGAAAAUGGGCAUAUGUUACAGUUCCUUGAGGCAAAAUUUGGACUAAAUAUGACUAAGAAUUUUACAAUGAAUUGGCUCCUUUGUCAAGAAUCCCUGCAGGCUCCAUCUCAGGAUUUUUUUUUGCGAUUGACACAGUCAUCUUUAUUGCCUUUUUAUAUUUUAGUUUUAAUUAUUUGCCUUUUUUCUGUGAUACAAGCUAUUUUUAGGAGAAUCAAUGGCAAACCCCUAAAAGAAAUAGUUACCCUUGAAGAUGGUCGAAUUGGAGAAAGACCAGAAAUAGUUUAUCAUGUAAUUCACACUAUUUUACUGGGUUCUCUUGCAAUGGUGUUAGAAGGCAUGAAAUAUCUUUGGACUCCUUAUGUGUGCAUGCUUGCAGCAUUUGGUGUAUGUUCUCCUGAACUUUGGAUGACCCUUUUCAAGUGGCUUCGAUUGAGGACUGUACACCCAAUAUUUUUGGCUCUUAUUCUGAGCAUGGCUGUACCUACUAUUAUAGGUUUUAGCUUAUGGAAGGAGUUUUUUCCAAGAAUAAUGACAGAACUUUCAGAACUACAGGAAUUCUAUGACCCAGAUACAGUGGAACUUAUGACCUGGAUAAAAAGGCAGGCUCCAGUUGCAGCUGUGUUUGCAGGGAGUCCACAAUUGAUGGGUGUGAUUAAGUUAUGCACUGGAUGGAUGGUGACCAAUUUGCCUCUUUACAAUGAUGAAGACCUUCUGAAGAGAAAUGAAAAUAUCUAUCAAAUCUACUCAAAGAGGUCUGCUGAAGAUAUUUAUAAGAUACUUACAUCCUACAAAGCUAACUACUUGAUUGUGGAAGAUGCCAUCUGCAAUGAGGUGGGAACCAUGAGAGGGUGUAGAGUUAAAGACUUAUUGGAUAUUGCAAAUGGCCAUGUGGUUUGUGAAGAAGGUGACAAUUUUACCUACUCAAAAUAUGGACGAUUUUGCCAUGAGAUCAAAAUUAACUAUUCUCCAUAUGUGAAUUAUUUCACUAGAGUGUACUGGAAUAGAUCCUACUUUGUAUAUAAAAUCAACACUGUGAUAUCUUUCCAGUCCUGAAGCAUAGCAAAGCCUUCUUUUCAAAGACUGACAUGACAUGAAGAGAAAUGGAAUGCUAUUUUCCUACUUAUGUAUUCUUUUGCAAAUCAAAGUUUGGACAUUUGAAAUUAGUUUUUUUCUUUUCCCCUUGCUUUGUUCCCAGACCCAGACUUUAUAGGCAAUAUAACAUCAGAACUUAUGGUGUUGAUAAUGUAUCAAAUAUUGCAGUUUUUAAUUUACCAGCAACAUAUCUUUCAUUUGCAUUGGUCUUUCCAUAUUUUACCUCCUAAAAUAUUAUCACAUCUUCCCUGUGGAUGUUUAUCUAAAUAAAGUAUAUUAGAACCCCAUUAUCACAUGGAUUUGAAUAUACUGGAGGUCAAAACAUAAUUACAUGCAGUGAAACCUUAACACAGCACAGUUGGUCUAUAAGGGAAUUAUUCUUGUACUGUAUACCAUGGUAUAUGACUUUACUAAUCCUUACAAUAAAAAGUUAAGGAAAACAGUAGAUGUAAAAAUAAAUAGUGUAGUUCUAAAUGGGCAUUAUACAAAGGGAAGUAGUUUUUUAAAUGACACGAGCUUUGUUUUUUCUAGUGUCCAAAAUCAAAAUAUUUAUGAUAUUCAUACAAAUAGUUUGGUUUUUUCCUUAAAUAUUGCCUGUGAGUACAUUACUUUCUCAAUAUAUCCAUGCAUAAUAUAACAUUUUAAUUCUGUAUUAUUAUUAUGUAGUUAACUUUUGUCACAGUGAAGUGAUCAUACCUUUGAUACCAGUUUGAUCAUGAUAAAAAUAAUUAUUGGUGCCUACAUUUUUAAUAUACAUUUCAAAGACCAUUACCAUAUAUUUAAAAAUAUAAAUAUUAGAAAUAAAACCUGCUUGGAUGUUUCUUGUCAGAAUUUUUAACGCAACUUAAUCCAUUGCCAGCUACUAUAGUAGUACAAAUAAUUUUGUCUUAACUUUUUGUCUCCGUUAAAGAAAGUUGAAGCUCCUAAAUUUAACCUGACCUAAAAUAAGACUGCAUAUGCAUUAGAAAGACUUAAAAUUACUUAUGAUCUCUGCUCUUAACCACAUCUAUGCACUCAGUGGUUACUUUAAAAAAAAAAACUCCAAAUAAAUUCUUUGUCAUUUAACAAGCUUUCCUACAAACAUCAAUACUGAAAACUAAGUGGUAAUUUUAAUCAGCUUUAUAGAUUUAUCAUUUUUAGAGUUUAGAAGUCUUCUUGUAGUCUUUUUAAGUUUGUUAUAUUUCAGUUGCUUACAGUAUUUGCUAGAACAUCAAAAUGUUUUAUGAGCAAUGGCAACCUGUAGAUAUAUUAUGUUCAGGAUGUAGAGAAGUUUUUUCCUCAUACUCUUGCACAAAAUUUUUUCAGUGUUUAGUUAUUAAGAGUGCUAAAAUUACAUCACUACCAUUAAAUACAUUACAAGGAAAAAUCAUUCUGUCUUCAUUAUGCAUGAAUGUAUUUUUGAAAAAUCAUGUAUUCUUUUCUGCCUGUCAUGCUGAGUGCAUUCAAUAUUGAUGGAGUUGUCAUGAACAGAGUAUCAGUUUCAUUAGUCUUCAUUUUCACAUGUAUAAUUAUAAUUAUAGUAAAGCUAUUCAGGUGGUAUAUUUUAGUUUAACUGUUUUACUUCUUUGGUAGUGAGUUGCUAGUCUUUCGGUUUGUACCUUCUGACACUAUUGAACUUUUUAACUGGACAAAUAUUAUGUAUCAUGCUUCACUGCACAAGAGGGUCAGAUUAUUUAGUAAAAAUUCUAUAAUAGUAUAUGUGUUGAGGAAUAAAAGCAAUCUAUAUCUCUCUAUUAGAGAAAGAAUAAAAACUAUAAUAGGAAAUUGGCCUCCCAGUAGAUAAUAUUUGAAAAAUAUUAUCUAUCAUGCUUUACUGCACAAGAGUGUCAGAUUAUAUCUUAAAAGCAAUCUAUGUCUUUCUAUUAGAGGAAGAAUAAAAACAAUAAUAGGAAAUUGGCCUCCCAAUGUAACAUCAAAAAAUUAGCUUUUCAUUGAUCUAUUCAUUGAUUUCAUUGAUUAUCAUUGAUCGUAUUAUCUCAUGUUACACUGAGUGGGUUUGAGGUCUUUUUAAAAAUUGUAAUAAAAAUUUUCUUCGACUUCACUAA
Molecule: messenger RNA, 5030 nt
Organism: Vombatus ursinus (common wombat)
Lineage: Eukaryota; Metazoa; Chordata; Mammalia; Diprotodontia; Vombatidae
Gene: DPY19L4
Product: dpy-19 like 4
Exons: 19
Coding region: 883-2946 (687 amino acids)
Cellular component (GO): nuclear inner membrane
Molecular function (GO): mannosyltransferase activity
Source: RefSeq, a predicted model, not a curated record